GGAGAGAAUCUGAAGGGGGAGGAGGAGGAGGAGGACUCCUUCUUCCGACACGGCAGCGGGGGAAAGAUACUUAAAAAAAACAUAAAUAAGUCAAAUAAACACACGGAGCGAGGCUCCGGCGCGAAGCGGCAGAGGAAGAAAAAACACACGGAUGUGCCUCCGAAAGCGCCGCGGAUUCCGCCCUCCGGACCCCGUUAGAGCCACGAUAGUGAGUAUGUGAACGGCUGCAGAGACGAGCCUGGACGCGGGGAGGGAGGUGCUGCUGUCCGCUUCAUUUCCCUCAGCGGAGAGGCGACUCCUCGCUCAGCGGUGCUAAGGAAAGGUCCGAGGCACAAGGAGGGGGGGUGACAUGCAUCGGCCCGGUCUGCUGACACUGCUGACGACUAACUGGCUGCUCGGCCUCUCAACAUGACAGACGUGCUGUACACAGGUCCCAUCCCAGCGGAACGAGGAGCAGAGCUGGUCAUGGGAGGAGGCCGCAGCGAGACCUCCACCCUGAGUGGGACGGGAGGCAGGCAGGCUAUGACCACUACCCACAAUUCCCAGCGGCCUAACGCCUGCUGCUUCUGCUGGUGCUGCUGUUGCAGCUGCUCGUGGAAUGAAGAGGAGCGAAGGAGACGAAGAAGGAGGAAGAAGAUUUCACUAACCAAGAUGGAAAAUAUACAAGCCUAUGAACCCUGCCCCAAAGCCUCAGUGGAAGAGAUCCUGCUCUGGUCUCAGUCCUUCGAUAAGCUCAUGAGGAACCCAGCAGGACGAAACGUUUUUAGGGAGUUUCUGCGGACGGAGUACAGCGAGGAGAACAUGCUGUUCUGGUUGGCCUGCGAGGACCUCAAACAAGAAGUCAACAAGGGCGCGAUUGAGGAGAAGGCACGCUCCAUCUAUGAGGACUACGUGUCCAUACUGUCGCCAAAGGAGGUGAGUCUGGAUGCCCGGGUUCGAGAGGUGAUCAACAGAAAGAUGCAGGAGCCAGCGCCUCACACGUUUGAAGAUGCCCAGCUUCAGAUCUACACACUGAUGCACAGAGACUCCUACCCACGAUUCCUCUCGUCCAAGAUCUACAAGUCGCUAACUGAAGGCGGUUCAUGUACCUCCUCCGAGUCCUAGUCUCACUCUGGUCUGGACAGUCCAGCGCUGCUGUCCUGCAGGUCCAGACCUUUAAAAGAUUCACAACUCUCUAAUUACUGCCAGGUCUUUGUUUCUACAUUUCAUAAAUGUUCAGUUCUAAAACCUCAUUUUCUCUAUUCUUUCUUUUUCCCCUCAGUCCUUCUCUCUUUCUCUCCAGUCCAGAUUCUAGGAUUUAUGUCAUAUUGUUUAAUUCAUGGCCAUGUACACAGCUCUACAAUGUUAACUCCAUCUGUCUAAGGAGAGUUGUCAGACAGAGGUAGCCAUGUUUUGAUGGGACAGCCUCAGUAAUGAAAAGCUUUUACAGUCUUCGGUGCAAAACUACAGUUUGGUUGAACUAGUCACAGCUAAAGUCAGUUCAGCUGGUCCUAGUUAGUUGGUGUUAUUGUUGGCAUUUGUUGAUCCGACAUGGAUUCAUCCUUAAAGUUGCUGAAGAAACUUUACUUGAGCUUAUUCCCUUUAGUGGCAGAACGGUUCUGACACAGUGUCACUGAUGCCAACAGCCCUCCCUCCUCACCCGCACACAGUCGUCCCCAUAGUUGUCCGCACCUCCCACCUUUCACACAGCAGAGUCUCCCACAUGAAGGUUCAUUAAUAUAAGCGGAGCCUUUAAUUUCAGUGGCAUCCUGGAAAAUAGUCACAUUGCUAUGUUUUCUUCUUCUCCUCGUUUACCUCUGAUGUUUCCUCCCACAAUGUUUAAGCAUUUCUUAGAAAUAGAAUCUAUUGCUGGAGACAAAUGUAUGUGUUCUAUUUUUAAAUGCAUUUUAAGAAGAGAAGUGAAUUUUACCCAUUAGUCCCUUGUUGUCAUAUGACAUAUGAAGGUGAAUGUAGUCAGCUCAGAGUGUGGCUGCUUCACUGGGACUGAGGCAGUGAAGGAUGGACGCUUAUUUUCAUCAUUUUCUUGAUUAUUCUUCUUUUCUUUCUUGCCUCACUUGUUGUCAGUCCUUUCAUUCACAUGACAAAUGGAUGGACGUCACUUUCUUCUAACUAACUACUGAUUUACUUUACACACAUCUGGUGUUAGGACAGAAGGAUUCCAUGUAUGUAUAUAUUCCUUCCCUGGAUUGUGGGUUUUGAGACUGAUCCCCAUUUAACACAGAGACACUGCAAUAAAACACUGGAGUUUUAGAAACAGCUCACACAACAUUUGAGUGACUAUACUUUUCAGGAACAGCCCAGAACCCUUGAAAUGAACAUGAGCUAGUCUCACCCUUUAUGAGACAAUUGCAUUAAUUUGUCUUCUACAUUUCAUAAAAUAUGUCUUAAUGAACAGGAUUCAGUCAAGACGGAGCUGGAUUAUCCUCCCUGAUAAAUAGACAUGUAACACAAGACAAGUCAUCAUGAACAAACAUCAAAGGUGCUGUGACACCCAUAAACUGUAUGUAGUCGUAUACACAAACCUGGAAGUUCAAAUGCGCACGCACACACACACAGACACAGACACACACUAUCUAGAGUGGCCCGCCUGGGCACUGCUGCUUCUGCUGCUGCUGACCUCUGUCUCUGUGACCUCUCAACUUUGACCUCACCACUGUCUGUCACCCACACGUAUGCCUGUUCCUGGUUGAUCUGUGGUUGGUCAACUCAGGAAGGGAGGUGGGAGGAAAUUCCAGGUGCAAAAAAUAAAUAUUCAUGAAAAACAAGUAAGAAAUACAUGAAUUAAGAUAAUAGAGGGAAAAAAAAGUAAGUAAGUAAAAAAAUGUAAGAGGGACACUUACAUCUAGUGCUUUGUGGGAAAUGUAACUUAAAGAAGGUGUCUAGGCCUCAGCCUGACUUGUGACUCAGAAUGCAUUUAUCUUAGUAUUGUUAAUGUUAUUUAUUUUAUAUUUUGUCAAAACUGUGAUUUUAAUUGUACAUAUAUAAACAAAACCAUUGAACAUUUCCUGUGUAGUGUUUGUGUCAUUUCAUUCUGGACCGCUAAUACUGACAAAUAAACCAUGAAGUGGA
Molecule: messenger RNA, 3069 nt
Organism: Betta splendens (Siamese fighting fish)
Lineage: Eukaryota; Metazoa; Chordata; Actinopteri; Anabantiformes; Osphronemidae
Gene: rgs19
Product: regulator of G protein signaling 19
Exons: 6
Coding region: 409-1104 (231 amino acids)
Source: RefSeq, a predicted model, not a curated record